Messenger RNA from Hansenula anomala, 681 nucleotides. Its product is annotated as SRP1/TIP1 family protein. The coding region runs from base 1 to 681 and encodes 226 amino acids. NCBI's taxonomy places the organism in Eukaryota, Fungi, Ascomycota, Saccharomycetes, Phaffomycetales, Wickerhamomycetaceae. The transcript has a single exon. The record is from RefSeq and is a predicted model, not a curated record.
AUGAAAUUUUCAAUCGCUUUACUUUCAGUUAUUGCAGCUGCUCUUGCUAACAACGUCGAUGUCGCUACUGUCUUGAUGAAUGAUGUCCAAAAUAACAUGGAUGAAUAUAUUGGUUUAGUUGGUGGUACAAUUCCAAUCCCACCUGAAUUAAUCGAUUAUUAUGCUAAAGUUGCAACUUAUACUGAUGAUUCAUACACUUCAAUUUUAACUGAUUUCCCAGUUGAUAAGAUCAAACCACUUGUUACUCAAUUACCAUGGUACUCUUCAAGAUUGGAAUCCAAAUUAGAAGUUGCUUAUACUCAAGAACACGGUGAAGCUGCUUCAUCUGCAGCUCCAUCAACUUCUCAAUCUUCUGCUGCCCCAAGUUCUUCUGCUGCUCCAGAAUCUUCAUCAUCAGCUGCCCCAGUUCCAUCUUCAUCAUCUGAAGCACCAGUUUCAUCAUCCUCUGAAGCUGCACCAUCUUCAAAAGCUUCAACUUCUCAAUCAUCAUCUGCAGCUCCAGUUUCAUCAUCUGCUGAAGGAUCCUCAUCAAAAGCUUCAUCAUCAACCACUGUUGUUUCGAGUGUUCAAGAAUCAUCAUCAUCAGUUGCUCAAGUCUCAACAUACACAGGUGGUGCUAACAAUUUGAAUAACUAUUUACCAUUGGUUUUAGCUUCCCCAUUAUUAUCAUUCUUGAUCUAG